GCUGAUUAGAAAAUCAAAUAUAUAUUGAAAAUCAUUUCCAAUUUCAACAAUAUUAUCAUUGGUUUUAUUUUUGACUUUGUUUCUAUCUAAAUUUGUUUGAUUGAAUUACUUGAACAAAUAAAAUGUCUUCAUCAACAGUUGGUAAAGAUAUUGAAUGUUAUGCUGCCGUUGCAUGGGAAGCUAAAAAACCUUUAUCGAUCGAAAAGGUUACUGUUGCACCACCCAAAGCUGGCGAAGUUCGUGUUCGCAUUGAUUUUACCGGUGUUUGUCAUACAGAUCAAUAUACAUUAAGUGGUAUCGAUCCAGAAGGAUUAUUUCCAUGUAUUUUAGGCCAUGAAGGUGCCGGUAUUGUCGAAAGUAUUGGUGAAGGUGUAACAUCGGUAAAACCCGGUGAUACAGUUAUUCCAUGUUAUAUUCCUCAAUGUGAUGAUUGUAAAUUUUGUCGAAGCUCAAAAACUAAUCUUUGUUCAAAGAUUCGUAAUACUCAAGGUAAAGGUGUUAUGCCUGAUGGAACAUCUCGUUUUACUUGCAAUGGUAAAACUCUUUAUCAUUUUAUGGGUGUAUCAACAUUCAGCCAAUACACUGUUGUGGCUGAAAUUUCAUUGGCCAAAAUUAAUCCUAAAGCACAAUUAAAAAGUGUUUGUCUGUUGGGUUGUGGUAUUUCCACCGGAUAUGGAGCUGCAUUGAAUUCGGCAAACGUUGAAAAAGAUUCAACAGUGGCCGUUUUUGGAUUGGGUACAGUUGGUUUGGCUGCAAUUUUUGGUGCUAAAAAACGAGGUGCAAGAGAAAUCAUCGGUAUCGAUAUUAAUCCUAAAAAAGAAGUUAAUGCAAAAAAAUUUGGUUCAACUCGUUUUGUAAAUCCAAAAGAUUAUCCCGAUCGACCAAUACAAGAUGUUUUAAUCGAAAUGACUGAUGGUGGAUUGGAUUAUACAUUCGAAUGUGUGGGCAAUGUUCAUUUGAUGCGUUCGGCAUUGGAAGCUUGUCAUAAAGGUUGGGGUACAUCAGUCAUUAUUGGUGUUGCCGGUAGUGGACAAGAAAUCAGUACAAGACCAUUUCAAUUGGUUACUGGUCGUGUAUGGAAAGGUUCUGCAUUUGGUGGAUGGAAAUCACGACAAUCUGUACCAAAAUUAGUUGAAGAAUAUAUGAAUGGUGAAUUAAUGGUCGAUGAACAUAUUACACAUUCAGUUGGUUUAAAUGACAUAAACAAAGCAUUCGAUCUGAUGCAUUCGGGUGAAUCAUUACGAGUGGUCGUCGAUCUUUCAAAAUUGUAAUUUUUUUUGGCUUGUUUGCUUAUUUGUUUGUUUUUUAUAUUUUCUUUUUUUAUUCUAUCCAACACAUUCAAAUCUACCAACAACAGUACAAUUGUAA
Messenger RNA from Dermatophagoides pteronyssinus (European house dust mite), 1368 nucleotides. RefSeq names its product alcohol dehydrogenase class-3 Fdh (gene Fdh). Lineage: Eukaryota; Metazoa; Arthropoda; Arachnida; Sarcoptiformes; Pyroglyphidae. Gene Ontology annotation, cellular component: cytosol. Gene Ontology annotation, molecular function: alcohol dehydrogenase (NAD+) activity; zinc ion binding; S-(hydroxymethyl)glutathione dehydrogenase [NAD(P)+] activity. The record is from RefSeq and is a predicted model, not a curated record. Gene Ontology annotation, biological process: formaldehyde catabolic process.